Molecule: messenger RNA, 1176 nt
Organism: Lathyrus oleraceus (garden pea)
Lineage: Eukaryota; Viridiplantae; Streptophyta; Magnoliopsida; Fabales; Fabaceae
Exons: 2
Coding region: 1-1176 (391 amino acids)
Source: RefSeq, a predicted model, not a curated record
AUGUCUGAUUCCUCUAGCUCUGAACCAUGCAACCCUAAUAGAGAAGAUCCUGUUGCUGACUCUGCGAAUACCUCACAUGCAAGAAGACCUAAAGAAACUGUAUCAGGCUUCUCCUUAGCAAUCGCUCUUGAGGAACGAACCAGAGAAGGUUCUAGGUAUGUUCACAAUGCCAUUGCCACUAUGGUGACUGGAAUACUGUCUGGUAAUCAUAAAGUCCUUGGGGUUUCCAUUCCCUUAAACACUAUUGAACCUGAUAGUGUUGCUUAUCAAGAAAAUAUUGAGUCUUUAGGAAAGAAUAUCUCUGAUGAUGUUGAGCAAACUGAUGCUCAAAAGGAGUCAAAUGUUGACAAACCCUUAGAUAAUGUGGUUGGUGAGGAAGUUCAUGUCACUCAUGAUGUUAGUAACAACCCUAACUGUGAGGCUGAAACAGUAGACCUGGAGGAAUUUUCUGAUAAUGAGUUGUUGUCCUCAGUCGUCCCUAGCAUAGCCAAAAGGGUUAGGACUAGGAGAGAAAAGAAAACAGUGGCUCAAAGGUCCCCCAGAAAGAAGAUUGAUGUUCCAACCUCUUCCAAUACAAAGGUGGCAGUCGAGACUUCCCUCAAGAGGAAAGUUCAUGGUCCAAUAAAAUCUUGGAGCAAAGGGGUGCCCAAGAAAAAGAAGACCAAGUCUAUUGUUGUUGAGUAUGACUCAGAUGUUCCAUGUGAUGUCCCUCACACUCUGUCAAAGAAGAAGCCAACCACUAGCAAGCUUGCAGCUAGUGUCCCUAAGGUACCAAUUGACAACAUAUCUUUUCAUUUUGCUUCAAGUGUAAACAAGUGGAAAUAUGUUUAUCAGAAGAGGCUGGCUUUGGAAAGGGAAUUACCUCAGAAUGUCCUGGAAUGUAAGGAUAUUAUGGACCUUAUUCAAGAGGCUGGUUUAAUGAAGACUGUGACUCAGUUCUCAAAGUGCUAUGAGAUGUUGGUAAAGGAAUUUAUUUUCAAUGUGUCUGAAGAAUGUGUUGAUGGGAAGUCUAAGGAAUUCAGGAAAGUGUAUGUGCGAGAAAAGAGACAAGGUGAUGUGCUUGGUGAAGCUGUUGCUGCUACAGAAGGAGCUGAAAGACAAGGUGAAGAGAGAGAAGCAGAUGCCAGUCCUGAUGAUGGCACAGAUGAUGAUGCUGACUCUGAGUCAGAUGACUAG